Messenger RNA from Osmia lignaria (orchard mason bee), 849 nucleotides. It is a transcript of the gene Dsk, whose product is annotated as Drosulfakinin. The record is from RefSeq and is a predicted model, not a curated record. Lineage: Eukaryota; Metazoa; Arthropoda; Insecta; Hymenoptera; Megachilidae.
UGGAAAUUGUAUUCACGUGGGGGGGGGGGGUGGAGUGGUUACAUAGCUGGUUUAAAUAUCAGAGUUAGGAAAAGGUUUACAAGGAAAAUUGCAAGUCAAGUUAAGACGGUAAUACGGUUAUUCAAGCUGCCAAUCAUCGAAUACCAUCGUGGAAUAUUGAAAGCGGAGAAAAUUGUUUAUCAGACAUCACAGGUACGUGAAUUAAAAUUCAAACAGCUCAACCGUUCCCCUCUGAAUUUUCCAAGGAUGAUGGGAUUCGUGUAUAAAAAGCCCGGUAGAAGCUAUGGACCGUGCAUUCUUCCGCCGAUUUCCGAUUCUCCAACACACAGUUCGCAGAUAUGAAUUUAACUGUUGCCCUGGCAUUCACUAUGGCCAUUAUUUGGUUUUUCUAUGGAAAAUGUGAAGCAGCUCCUGAAAUUGUUAAUAACAUGCGUCGAAGGUUCCGUAGUCGACCUUUAUUACGAGGGUAUGCAGUGGAAAAUUUAUUUGGAGAAGACGAUGACUUUUUAGAUAUAAAUAAACGACAACAAUUCGAUGAUUAUGGUCAUAUGAGAUUUGGAAAACGGGAACAGUUUGAUGAUUAUGGUCAUAUGCGAUUCGGUAGGAGUCACGAAUAAUUAAUGGUGCCAUAAAUAAAUUAUUUGCAGUGGUAUUUCACUGUUUUUGCUGCAGAAGUAAUACUUGGUUCAAACUGUAGAUGAAAUAUAUUUUACAUUGCGACGAUGCAUUUCGUUGUUUUGUCAUUAUCCUGAUGUUCUCCUUGAAAAUAUAUGUAAUUUAUUAAAUGAUUAAACAUUAAGUACAAAUUAAUUUAGCGCCUUUUCUUUUCUUCUUAAUUUGAAAUUUGUU